AUGUUUUUAUCACCUGAAUUUUUGAACCUGUACCCUUAGGGAGAGAUUAUUGACAAAAUUUAAUAUUAGAAAUAAGUUGAUGAUCCAUUAUUGAUCAUUGAAAGAAUUCAAAAUCCAGAUGCAGUUCAAUUAUUUAUAGAAGAAGUGAAAUGCCCAAUUUGUUAUGAUAUUCUGUUUGAUCCUAAAUGUUGCUCAGAGUGUGAAUAGGCUUUUUGUGAAAAAUGUUUGAAAAAAUGGUAAAAAAUUUACUAAAUAUAGGAUUGAUUAAAAUUAAGUAUCACCUCUUUGUCCUUGCUGUAGAGUAAAUAUAACUAAAAAAAGAUAAAAAAUACCGCCAAAACUUCUUAUAGCUUUAUUAAACAAACUUUAAUUAACUUGCAAGAAUAAAGUAUGAAUAUACUCAAAUCUAAUAGAAUUUAGGUUGCACAACUAUAAUUUUUUAUGAGUAAUUAAAAAAACACGAAUAAUAAGAAUGUUUGUAUGUACUUAUUAAAUGUGACAAUAUAUGUUGUACAGAAAGAGUAUUAAGAAAAGAUUUAUAAAAACAUAAAUUAGUAUGUCAAUAUGAAAUUAUUGAAUGUAUAAAAUGUUAACAAAACGAGCCGAGAUACAAGAUGGAAAUUCAUGUAAAAUAUACAAUUUAUUUUAGCUAUAAGAGAAAUGUCCAUGCAGGGAAAGCACAUGUAAAUGGUGUCAUUCUACUAUGGAAUAUCGAGAUUUAUUAAGUCAUGAAUCUGAUUGUCCCUGUGGAUAUGAAAAAUGCAAAAAUUGUAAUACCAAAUAUUCUAUUGAUAAAUUCUAAAAACAUACAAAACUUAAAUGUAUGAAAAAAUAAAAAAAAUAUUUUAAAAAGAAAUUUGAAUCAGAAGAGAGGCUAUGUUAUUAGCUGAAUGAAAAAAUUGAAUAAUAAGAUGAAUUAAUUCAUAAACUUUAGAGUUUAUUACAAGGUGAGAAUUUUACAAAUUUGUACUAAAGUGAAGAAAACUCGGAGAAAUUCAUAUAAUGGAAUAAUUAUCAAGAUGACUCAAUUUCAAUAGCAGACUAAAAAAUUGAUGAAGAAUGUGAUGUUGUGAGUGAUCACGAUUGGUGA
This is a messenger RNA of Paramecium sonneborni, 1090 nucleotides long. The record is from the annotation of a GenBank genome assembly. Lineage: Eukaryota; Ciliophora; Oligohymenophorea; Peniculida; Parameciidae.